GUUCGGAUCUUGCCGUGUGUCGAGCUCGCCGUACAUGACGGUGAGGAGUGCAUAGUUCACUGUUCACCAUCAACCAUGUCAACUAUCCCGGCUCGUCUUGCACGGGUGGCUACUCGAUCAAAUACGCCUGAAGACGCUCGAAAGAAAGUUAUUAAAUUGUACAGGGACUGGUACCGUGGGGCACCGGAAAUCUGCACCCUGUACUCCUUGAACGUGACACCGGCCUACAUUCGCCAUUCUAUCCGACAGAUAUUUGAAGAGAACCGGCACGUCAACGACAUUCGCGUGGUCGACCAGUUGGUUCAGAAGGGACGGCAAGAUUACCAGGAGACGAUGAACUGUUGGAAGCAGAAUGACCAUAUCAUGGGUAUCUUGUUGCAGCCACGAGGGAGACCCCCGCGGACGUUCAUGCAGAAGUUCCUAGAAGGUCGAGACGAGGAUCAAGUGUUGCCUGCGGCAACCGGUAUCCUCUAUCCUAAUGCUCCAUGAUAUGCUUUACUGCUAUUCGUGUUAUUCCAUCACGUCACC
Somion occarium is the source of this 528-nucleotide messenger RNA. The record is from the annotation of a GenBank genome assembly. Lineage: Eukaryota; Fungi; Basidiomycota; Agaricomycetes; Polyporales; Cerrenaceae.